UAUCAAGUAAGCAUUACAUUUACAAUAAAUAUUAAAUAAUAAUAAUUUGGAUACAUAUGUUAGACGUUAGUGGGACAGCUACACCUGUUUGAACUCGACACUAUAAUAAGAUGUUUAAAAGCAAUGCACAAAUUGUCCAGAAAAUGAGUUCGUUAUGAGAAAAGAUCUUGCUUUAUUUGUUUGCGGGUCACUCUGUUUGAUGUUUUGUUAUCCGUGUAAUGAAAUUCACGCAUUAGUAGCAUACACUUUUGUGCGUCACUGUAUGUGCACGAGGAUUAAUGGCUUCAAAAUGUAUAUCCACUCCAAGAGAACUGUUGCCUCUGCUGGUUGUGAAACUAUUGUCAGUGUAGGGAAUUUAGGGCCAGAGAAGGAAAGUUUUAUGCUUCCCUUGUCGGUGUCGUUUCUCUUGCAAAUGAGCAUAUUGAUGAUGGUGCAGAUGUUCUAUAAUGAGGGUCAUUAGGUGUGAGAAUAAGAAUGGGAUGAACUGGCAGGGCUCUAGGCGCCUCAUUAUGCAGACACAUUUAAAAGGUCGAUGGGGGUGCGAAUGGCCGCUUAAGGGUCCCAAAACAAAACUAGGGGGAGGAGAGUCAGAAGAAGACAAAUUCCACAGAAGAAACGUAUUGUCAGUGCAGGAGAAUUGACCCUUUCAGUAGUGUCGUGGAGAGCCAAGGAUAAGAAGAGUAUCGGGACGCUAAGAUCGGAUAUAUUUGGACACUUGAGAUGGCCACGUUUACGCACGCACGGGUUUCGCUGCUGGUCCUCGCUUUCGUGGCUGUCGCCGUGGGAGUGCAGUGCAGAUCGCUGCGUACGCAGCUUCGUAAGGUGACAUCGUUUCAAGGAGAGCGUAAAAUCCGUAUCGCUCACGUCCACAGACGGAUGCGUCGGGAGCCGGGGUCCGAGCGCGAGCAGUGCGCUCUUUUAAGCGCACCGUGGACGGAGAGCACCGCUCCUUUUGGAGACUGGGGCCAAAUGUAUCGCCUUAAAAUAUUAUCGACGACGAGUGACGGUCCACGACGUGCCGUUUUUCCAGAACCACCCCUCUUCCAGUUUGUGAGACGGGUUUAUCGUUGUUGUCAAGUUGGGUAUCACUGUGGAAGUGUCAAAGGAAUACAAGGACGAAAACCUGGGGAUUCCAACAUUGAGUUUCUCCUUGGGAUGGACGUGUUGUCAGGACCAUUGGCGAGAGCAGAAGUUCAUUUUCACUUUUCAAAUCCCCAACACCUCAACAUCCAACCUGUUCUGCCCUCUUUGGAAAAGCGAGGGUUCCCUACUAGGUACAACGUGUGGUUUCAAGAUGGUGUGGUGGAGCUAAGGGUAGAUCUGCUUGCCCUCUUCCAAGCACUGCAGCUGGUCAUCGGAGGACCCAGUAGAGGCCCGAGCCUGAUAGAAAUUCAUCGGGUGAGGGGCUUGACCAGACCAGGGGUCCUUGACCAAAAGGAAAGACCCCCAGCUCCUCAAGACACAGCAAGCGUACUGUGGGGGGAUGUGAAUGAAGACAGGGAGGGUGCGGCCCCCCUGCAGCCAGCUUUAGAGCUUGGACUGGCAUUACACUGCAGCUUAGAGAACAAUAUCGCACAGCCCUGUCAAAACUACGGUGUACAUUUAGCACACGCACCCUUCAUUGCUCUGACAUACAGAGAGCGGGACAUAUGGGGUUAACUUUAAACGUGUUUUGUCAAAUGAUACAUGGAGAAACUGCUCAUGUGUCCAGCCAAACACUGUCAAUCUUUAGUCCCCCUCCCCUUCACAAGUUCUUUGUGGCCAUAAAGUCUCUGUCCAUUCAGUCCACUAACACCUGGUGUGAAUGUUCCCUGGAUGGUUCGCUAUUUCAAGAAUUGCUAAUGAUUUCCAUUGUUUUGCGACAAUGGCAAGCUUACUGGAAUUCAGAGUGGCCAAUGUAAUUAUGGAACACUAUAGGCACUUCGGCAAGUAAAAUGAAUUUAUUAAAUUAUGGGUGUUAUUUGUGAGGAAAAAGUAUCACUGUAUAAACGUAAAUAGUUAUAAUUACAGUUAUAUAUAUAUA
Triplophysa rosa is the source of this 2023-nucleotide messenger RNA. RefSeq lists its product as uncharacterized. NCBI's taxonomy places the organism in Eukaryota, Metazoa, Chordata, Actinopteri, Cypriniformes, Nemacheilidae. The record is from RefSeq and is a predicted model, not a curated record. The transcript has 3 exons. Bases 721 to 1659 code for a protein of 312 amino acids.